AUGGCAGUCAUAUCUGCGCUUUCUUUGCUAAAUUCGGAUGCACAAUCGACAUUGAAGAUGCAAUCAAAGAUCUCUGCGGCUCUGAAUGAGUUCGAUGUUGAAUUGCUGCCUUCACUGAUAGAUCUCCUUAUUCGACGUCUAGAUGUAUCUAGCAAAGGAGCGUUCACCAAUUUGCUCGUUCAGCUGUCGACAAAUCUCCAUGUGAACCAAUUACGAAUUAGACGUACCGGUAAACUGCGCUUAACUUUGUUUGAUGUAUUGCUGUCAGUCAAUCUGUUGGCGCUACGUACCUGUCCUUUGAGUGCUGCAAAUGCCAUAAGGCAACGUCUUCUCUCCCCACAGGAUAGUUUCGAGUCCCUUAGUGGUCUAUUUGGAGAAGCGCUGAAGUUCAAUUAUGCGAACGCAAACAUCUCGUCCAUUAUUUCUAUAGCUCAACAUAGUCUAUGGUCAGCGAAAGAAAAUGCUCAAAAAUUCGGAGCCAAACUUUUCAAAGAACUUUUCCUGGCUUCACCCAAGAACAGAGAGCUCACUUUGAAGACGAUGUUGUCUCACUCUGUGCACUCAGAAGGUGAAUCUGAAGCGGUACUGUGUGCGUUUAAGGAACUUGUUGACGCAAACCCAGAAGCGAUAGAACCUUUCAUGCCUCUAAUAUCGGAGUACUUCUUCAUUCUUGGCAGAAUGUCCAUGGAAAAUCUCAAGAGAUUUUUCCGUGCCAUAUUCCGCCUGUAUGCUGCGAGACCGUCAACGAUGACACAUAAGGAUAACCUGAAUGACAUGAUACCGCUGUUCCUGCAUUCAGCAGACAAUGUGCAUCCAAUUUUCGGUGUAGGUGGGUGCACUAAUCAAGCUGGAGACGGCGCUGCUGCUUGA
Cooperia oncophora is the source of this 870-nucleotide messenger RNA. The record is from the annotation of a GenBank genome assembly. NCBI's taxonomy places the organism in Eukaryota, Metazoa, Nematoda, Chromadorea, Rhabditida, Trichostrongylidae.